AUGAUUCCACAAGCAGCGGUGUUAUUUAGUGGUACUCUGCGAUAUAAUCUUGAUCCUUCUGAACAAUUAUCGGAUGAACAAUAUCUUAUGACCAAACAAAUUGAAAAGAAGUUGGGCGUUGAUUUGGAUGGAGAUGGUGUGAUCGGUUCAAAAGGUCGUGGACAUGGUGGUGGCUCCCAAUCACAUGGUUACGAAAGCGGAGGUUUAGUUAAUCAACUUGAAAAUGUGACACACACGGAUUUCGAUGGUGAUGGACGUAUCGGUAACAAACCUGCUUAUUCAUCAAAUUAUAAUCAACAACAUGGCCAAGCAAAUUUUUCAAACCAUAAUCAAUACCAUGGUCAACCUUAUCACUCAAGCAAUGAUCCUUUCAGUGCUUCACAUGGGUCUUCACAUUAUAAUCCAUAUGAUGUAACAGGUGGUUCAGCAUCCCAUUUUGAUCAAUUCGGCGCUGGAAGAGGCUUGAUUAAUCAAUUCGAACAAGUCGCACAGAUGGACCUUGAUGGUGACGGACGUAUUGGUAAUAAACCUGGUCAUUCUUCAAAUUUUAAUCCAUAUGGUCACGGACAUUGA
Messenger RNA from Rotaria sp. Silwood1, 573 nucleotides. The record is from the annotation of a GenBank genome assembly. NCBI's taxonomy places the organism in Eukaryota, Metazoa, Rotifera, Eurotatoria, Philodinida, Philodinidae.